Molecule: messenger RNA, 7403 nt
Organism: Ictalurus punctatus (channel catfish)
Lineage: Eukaryota; Metazoa; Chordata; Actinopteri; Siluriformes; Ictaluridae
Gene: abi2b
Product: abl-interactor 2b
Exons: 12
Coding region: 65-1735 (556 amino acids)
Cellular component (GO): lamellipodium
Molecular function (GO): SH3 domain binding
Source: RefSeq, a predicted model, not a curated record
CACGCGCGGUGCGCUCCCGAAAUCCUGGGAUUGUGUGACAGGCAGCUAGUAAAAAGAUGUGAAGAUGGCGGAGUUACAAAUGCUUCUGGAAGAGGAGAUUCCUGCGGGCAGAGGAGCUUUACUGGACAGCUAUGCGAAUUUAGAGCGAGUCGCCGAAUAUUGCGAGAGCAAUUACAUUCAGUCUCCUGAUAAGCAGAGAGCAUUAGAGGAGACUAAAAGCUACACUACUCAAUCCCUGGCCAGCGUCGCCUACCUGAUCAACACACUCGCCAACAAUGUGCUGCAGAUGCUCGAUAUCCAGGCGUCUCAGCUACGCCGCAUGGAGUCCUCCAUCAACCACAUCUCACAGACGGUCGACAUCCACAAAGAGAAGGUGGCCAGGCGUGAAAUUGGCAUCCUCACUACCAAUAAGAAUACCUCUCGCACACACAAGAUCAUCGCUCCGGCCAAUCCCGAGAGGCCUGUGCGCUACAUCCGCAAGCCUAUCGACUACAGCCUGCUGGACGACGUAGGACACGGAGUGAAGUGGUUGUUAAGGUUCAAGGUGAACGCUCAGAACAUGAAAGCAGGCACGACCCCACGCACAGGUGCCCCUACGCAGAAACCACCCAGCCCUCCAGGCCCGGGGAAGGGCACUAUUGGGCGCCACUCACCAUACAGGACGCUCGAACCCGUGCGCCCCCCCGUCAUUCCUAACGACUAUGUGCCGAGCCCGACCCGCAACACAGCUCCGCCCCUCCAGAGCCCGGCACGCACCGCCUCCGUUAAUCAGAGGACCCGCACGUACAGCAGUGGCAGUAGCGGAGGAAGUCACCCAAGCAGUCGCAGCAGCAGCAGAGAGAACAGCGGAAGUGGCAGUGUGGGCGUGCCUAUUGCCGUGCCGACGCCGGCCCCUCCCACUGCUUUCCCAGGUACUUCCUCCACAUCCCCAAACCCCCCCAAGCCCCCUCCCAGUGUGUCUAUCCCGGCUCCCCCAGCACCUCCUCCUCCUCCUACCCCUGAACCCACACCUCCUGCUGCCCCUCCUGCUCCCCCUGAGAUCCCUCCUCCCCCACAACUGCCCCCCACCACCGGCACCGUGACCGCGCAAGGAAAUGGACCUCAGUUCUACAGCAUGAACCGACCAAUGGCACGGCAAAAUACACCCUCGGUAGGCGGGUCUCUGCCGUAUCGCAGGCCGUCCUCGGUCACCAAUCAGCCGAGCAACGCACCUCAGAACACUCACGUAAGCAUGAGCCAGACCCAGCUUAACGGAGGACCACACUACAACCAGAACCAAGCCUCCAUGGCACCGCCUCCUCCCUCCAUAUUACAGAUCACACCCCAGCUGCCUCUGAUGGGCUUUGUGGCUCGGGUUCAGGAGACCAUCUCAGACGCACCUCCUCCUCUGCCCCCUGCGGAAGAGCUGGCGUUUGUGGACUCUGCUCCGCCCCCGCCUCCACCAGAGGACUAUGAGGAUGAGGAGGGCGACGAGGACGAAGAGUCGGCAGUGGUGGAGUACAGUGACCCGUAUGCCGAGGAGGAUCCGCCAUGGGCUCCUCGCAGCUACCUGGAGAAAGUGGUGGCGAUCUACGACUACACGCGCGACAAAGAGGACGAGCUGUCCUUCCAGGAAGGAGCGAUCAUCUACGUCAUCAAGAAGAACGACGACGGAUGGUUCGAGGGCGUCAUGAGCGGCACCACGGGGCUCUUCCCCGGAAACUACGUCGAGUCCAUCAUGCACUACGCUGACUGAGCCACCUGGAGGAGCUGCUCUCCAUCUCUCACUCUCUCAUUCCGUCUCCCACACUCAACCGACAACCUCUCUCUUACACAUCCAUACACACGCUCACACGCACAGACCUCAUCACACAUUGACCCAGAGUUGACACAGAACAACAUCUGGACAUGUGACAAAGAGGACGAUCGACAUCUGUAUAUUUGUGAAGAUUUUGUUUCUUUUUUUUUCCAGACUCAGAUCUAUCUCAUUAGUGAACUUUGUGUGUGUGAUUGUUGGGAGACUGAUAUCUUGUAAGAUUUAGACUUAAAGAUUUUUAAGGACCAUUUUUUUUGUCUUAAUUUGAGUCUUAUAGAAACACUAAAUGUUCCUGCUGCUGGUUUUGCUCGACACUAGGUGAACUAGACUGUGUACUUCUGUUCCCUUGACUCGUUUUUACAUUUUUUUCCCCCUUCCUGCACUGAGAGAUUACUGAAGGACAGUGAGAAGGACGUCGUCUCUCAGCUCCUCCUUUCCCGACUCUCCUGUCACUCAGUGUUGUGGACACAAACAUGAUCAGCACAUGAAACGGAGUAUUCGUUUUCUCUUUCAUUAAGGAAGGAGUCUUGUUCUCAGUAUAGGGCUAGGCGAUUAUUCCGAUUUUUACUUCCCAACCAUCUCUGAAAAUGUUGAUAAUGAAUGGUCUCGCUGCAAACAGCCAAUCAGGGCAAACCUGGCACAAAUGAUUGACAUUAAUCUAGAAAUAGGCGGGGCCUGUUAAAAUUAUUUCAGCUCACUGCUCUUAAAUCAUCUGUUUCUUAAAGGAAAACUCUACUCUGAAACGCAUUAUACAGUCCCUCCAGGAUUUUGCGAUCGCAGAAUUGAACGCAAAAGCAAGUAGAAUCCGCGAUAAUCGGAGGAGCUUGCGAUUUUUCUAAAUUACUGCAGAUUUUCCGCAGAAUUGGGCAGAGGCGCCAUGUGAUGUCAUCACAACGCGCACUCAGCCGAAGCCCUCUUCCAUUCGCAUGCGUCGAGCAUGAGUACAGCCAAAAGGUCUCGUUUAGCAACGAACAUCACUGCGAAAGACCGUGCAAAACAAUUCAGUGAAAUUAGUUUCGUCAAUUCAGGUAGUUUUCUGCAAAAUAAAAAAACCCCUCAGUGAAAUCCUGUAUGGACUGAAUAAAUAUGUGUAGCCUAUAAUGUGUGUCACAUGCUGACAUCAUGGCGAAUCGUCGUUGGCGCCAAAAAACAAACUGGCCUCUAUUCUCAUUCGCAGUUUUCCAGCGACGUUCAGCAUCAUAUUAAUGCCAAAGCCAACGUAGGAGCAUUAGAGAUGUCUACUCCCUCGAAGAGAGCGCAGAGCAGCUACAUGACGCUUCGGCAGAGGAAAUGAGUUACGGCAGAGACUCCUCGAUGACAUCGAGGUCAGGAUUCACACGUGGAUCCUUCCUGAGGGAGAAUCACACAUGAGAAGAUGAGAGACUGAGACACAGUAAAUCACUAAAGCGCCGCUGCAUCGCCGUGUUCGGAUAAUCUUCACUGUGGGUAGUCAGAAGUGAAGAGACCAACGUUAACUAUAAAGAUUAAUACGCCGGUUAUUCAGCGCAGAGUUUUCCUUUGAACCCUCAUGAAGGCAUUUUCUAAAACAUCGAUUGUAGUAAUUUACCCCACAUUGCCCAGCUCUAGUCUGCUCUAGUCUUUAUUAUUUAUUUUCUCCUCCUCUCCCCUUUUCAUUCCACUUCGUCACUUUGCAGUCUUUAGCGGUAGUUUAUACCAAAGGAUACCGUCAGAUGUGCACAGUGGAGCGUAAACGACGGGACGAGUUUUCCGUUUCCUUUCUUACCAUUGACACUUUUACAUCAGAGAUUUACAUUGAAGACUUUACCGAUUCUCUGUAUUUGUGUGAGUGUGAGUGUGAGUGUGUGUGUGUGUGUGUGUUUGCUAAAGCUAUUGAAAUUAAGCUCGUGCCAUAAAGAAGUGUUUCUAGAUAGUCAGAGAUGUUUAUGAAGAAGAUUCUUUACGAUUCUAUCACAGCUCGCGCCACUGCUGUUUGUGUUUGUGGGGAAAAAUAACUGAAGCUCUAGAAUAAUUAUUUUUUUGGACCAGCUCUGGAUUUGAAAAUACAACACUAUGUGGAUGUGAUACUUAUAUUGCUUAUUACAAUUAUUAUUAUUAAUGAUGAUGAUAUUGGUGUAUAUGACUGACGUAAGAAUAAGAGACCCUCCCCUUCCCCUUUUCAUCUGCAAUAAGGUUAGCACAGAGAGAAGAUAGCACAAGCGUUUGUGUGAGUGGAAGAAACUGAAACCAGCCCGAACUGCUGAACAUCCUCACAGAGCCGUGGUUUGUUCUCCUUCUUUUAAGUUGAUUUUUUUACACUAUGACACUAUGAGGUACAACGAUGUCUAUACAUGUGUUAGUGUGAGUGUGAGAGAGUGUGUGUGUGUGUGUGUGUGUGUGUGUGUGUGUGUAUGUGAGAGAGAGAGAGAGAGAGUGUGUGUGUGUGAGUGUGAUGUGAGCAUGAAUGUGUUGUGUGAUCCCGAUGGUUGUGAACUAUUUGCUCGCCCGUGCAAAUUUUCUUUCUUUCUAUGGAGGGUUAGUGAUCGUGUGUGAACUGACUCCUGCAUGUUGAUCAUUUCUGUGACUUUAUUAUUAUUAUUAUUAUUAUUAUUAUUAUUAUUAUUAUUAUUAUUUUCUGCUGAUGGAGAAUAAACUGGAUUGAUCUAGUCUGCACAACUCUCACUCUGCAUCACGUGCUCUGUUCAGAACCUCAGGGUUUAAAAUCGAAACAUUUUCAUUUUACUCGUAAAUUUUUAUUCAUUUAAUUUUUAAAGAUGUUUUCAUUUUUGUUGUUUUUACAUACAAUAUUCACACAAUUUUUUCCCCCUGUUAUUGUUCACAUGUGGAGCAUGAGUUUUUAGUCUUCCACAUGAUUAGUUCGUUGUUUAUUUUUCCACAUUAAACAAACGCUGGACGUGAAAAAUGAUUUUCACGUGAAUUUUUCAGGAGAGUUGAACUUUUCCCUGUUUUAGCACAUUGAAACAAGUUUUUAUGUGAAUUGCAUUUUGUGUAAUUUAAUUUUUAAACAUUUCCACGUGAUUCAAGCACAACAAUAAUUUAACAAUUAUUUUACAAUUCUAUUUACACCCCCCCCCCCCCCCCCCUGAUUAACUUCCUUUUACGUGUAGGGAAUGGGUGUUCUUUUAAUGACAUUUUUACAUGGUUGUUAUUAUUUUCACAAAAUUCCUUUCUUUCAUGUAGGACACUUUUUUUUUCUUUUUUUUUUAAACACACAAUUAAUUCUUCACACACAGCUCCCUCUGUAUGUACCAGAACAGCAAGGACAAUCCUUUUUUUUAUCGCUACACAUUGAAAACUUUUGGGAUCAAAAGAUGAAGGAGAUGAUGGAUUGGAAUUCAGCUAUCAUUUUCUCAUCUUUACAUUUAGAUAUGUUAAAAUUGGAACAUUUUUCGAACAAACUUUUGUUUGAACCCACCCAAUUAAUUAAUUGUUAAAAGUGAUCAAAAAUAUUGGAACACAUGACACGUAGGUGUUUAUUGCUACCCAGGUGUGCCCUGUUAAAAUGAUUGGUGAAAGAAUUAAUAGCUCUGAAUGUGUACUCUUGGUUUGAGCCCUAGGUUUUGCCUGUGAAGACUGCAUUUGUUGUUAAAAAGGAUAAACCAACAUAAAGACCAGAGAGCUCUGUCUGGAAGAAAAGCAAGCCCUUUUGAAGCUGAGAAAAGAGCCAAGAGCUAUCAGAGCCAUUGCCCAAACAUUGGGCAUAGCCAAUACGUCAAUCUCGAAUGACCUCAAAAAGAAAGACACCACUAGUGUACUAACAACCAGACAUGGAAACAGGUCGGUCAAGGAAACAACAUCAGUUGAUGACAAACAUUGUGAGAACUCUGAAGAAAAACCCAAGAACAACAAUUAGUGACCUUAUCAACAACCUCCACAGGGCAGGGGUGAAGGAAUCACAAGCCACCAUUUGAAGAAGCCUUCAACAGCAGAAAUAUAGAGGCUAUAGAAGAUUCAAACCACUCAUCAGCAGUAAGAAUCAGAAAGAAAAGGUCUGCUCAUGAUCCAAAACAUACAAGCUCAUCAUUCAGGUGUGGUGGAGGUAGUAUCAUGGCUUGGGCUUGCACCGCUGCUUCUGGGACAGGAUCACUAAUAUUAAUUAAUGGAGCUCAUGAUGGUAGCAGCAGAAUGAAUUCAGAAGUUUACAGGAACAGUUCGUCACUUUACACAGAAAUGCAUUCCGUCUAAUCUGGAGGAACUUCAUCAUGCAGCAAGACAAUGAUCCAAAACACACUGCCAACUGAACAAAAGGAAGUGAAAUCAGGGAGAAAAAGUGGAAGGUUUUAGACUGACCAAGUUAAUCACCAAACCAUAACCCAAUUGAGCAGCAUUUCACCUCGUGACGAUGAGACUGAAGGGAGAAAACCCCCCUUAAAAUAAACAACAACUGAAAGAGGCUGCAAUAAAAGCAUCACAAAAGAAAAAUGCACCAGUUUGGUGAUGCCACUGGGACACUGGUUCAAUGCAGCUGAGAGAUAAAUAUGAGGAAAUGAAAGCUGACAUUCUGAUCCAUCGAUUCACUCAUCUUUUGAUCUCAAACACAAAUGUCUUCAAUGUACACCGAAAACAAUAGAAUUGGCCUUGCUGUUCCAAUACUUUUUGAGGGGACUGUAUAGGGAUGUUUCUUUUGGACGGUUCUGUCUAGGCAGCAGCAACAACAACAAAAAAAAGCACAAGACAAAUGAAGUGGUCCAGUUUUAUUGAGUUAACCUUUUACACUUAUUCAUUUCGACUGUAAAUGUUAUCCACAAUAAAUGAACGCAACAUGUUUAACUGAAAUAAACAUCUGUGGUAUACGACCUAAACCAUAGAACGCUUCUAAAUCUGGUUUAAUAUUUAAAUCACAAAUAACUGAAAUGUGAAAGGUCUGAAAUCAACUUUCUGUAUGAUUCUUCCUGAUGUCUUAAUGCAGUUACAUUUAGAUUAAUAUUACAGUUAAUAAAAGCAAGUUAAGAAAAACAACCUCUAAUCAACAGAAUUAAUACGACAAAAUUCCUACAGUUGUGUUUAUUUUGUGAAGCUCCAGUGUACAAGAUGGUGAAGUUAAACUGUGACAAAAUAUAUAUAUAUGUAUAUCUCCUACAUAUUCACACAUUCCAGUGUACAAUAUGCUGGACUGGCCUGUGACUUUAUAAAAUAAUUUUCACAGUUUUUAUAAAGACACAAAAGUGAUUUCUAUUGCCUUGUGUUUAUACACACACCUUAAGCUAUACAAAAUGUGUUUUAAAGUCCUUUCAGGGGAAUUAAUUUUGCGCUCCUUGAGCAGAUCUCAAAGUGAAACUACCACCAAAAUAAUCUUCCCUAUUUUACAAAAAGCCCAGGAAAUCGUUAAUUCACUCCGAGAGAGAAAGAGAGAGAGUGAGACACACACACACACUUUUAGAUACACACUUUCCUUUCGGUCUCCACCACCCUGCUGCUGUACAGAACAAAAGGUCAGAAAGCAGAAGAGCACCACACACACACACACACACACACACACAGGGAACAGGAAGAGCAGGAGGUCAGAGGUGACAUGCUAACAUCUCACUGUACUCGAGUGGAAUUUCUCAGAAACACUACUUCGUGUUGAAACUAUUCGCAGAUCAGCGUCUCCAACACAAACUUGUUCUCGAAAUGGCGGAUCUUGUGG